GGACGAAUCUCAGCCCUGAAAUCCCCAUCCCCUCCCCCGCACCCGUCCGUCUCCCUCCCCUCUCUCCCUAGGGUUCGGGCCUCUCCUCCCCUCUCCUCUCGCCAUGAUGCAGCCACCGCCGCCGUCGCAGCCGCAGCCGGGCAUGGGCGCCCCCAUGCCGCCGCAGGGCGCGGGAGGGCAGCCGCCGCACUGGGGCGCGAUCCCGCCGCCGAUGCCGCACUACGCGCAGCCGCCCCCGCAGCAGCAGCCGCCGCCCCAGGCCAUGUGGGGCCAGCCGCCGCCCCAGGCCGCGCCCUACGGCCAGGUGCCCGCCCCGCAGCAGUACUACGCCGCGCCGCAGGCCCCCGCCGCCCCCGCCGCCUCGGACGAGGUCAGGACGCUCUGGAUCGGGGACCUCCAGUACUGGAUGGACGAGAACUACAUCUACAGCUGCUUCGCCAACACCGGGGAGUUCCAAUCUGUGAAGCUUAUCCGCGACAAGCAGACUGGGCAGCUUCAGGGUUAUGGCUUUGUCGAGUUUGCAAGCCAUGCAGCUGCUGAGCGAGUUCUUCAGACAUUCAAUGGACAAAUGAUGCCAAAUGUUGAGUUGGCAUACAGACUGAACUGGGCCAGUGCUGGCGAAAAGCGUGAUGAUACCCCAGACUAUACAAUUUUUGUUGGGGACUUGGCAGCUGAUGUUACAGACUACAUGUUACAGGAGACAUUCAGGGUCCAUUACCCUUCAGUGAAGGGCGCAAAAGUUGUGACUGACAAGAUGACAAUGCGUUCAAAGGGUUAUGGGUUUGUCAAGUUUGGUGAUCCCACAGAGCAAGCUCGUGCCAUGACUGAGAUGAAUGGAAUGCCCUGUUCUUCCAGACCUAUGCGCAUUGGUCCAGCAGCAAAUAGGAAGACAACAGGGGUUCAGGAGAGAGUACCAAUUCCAAAUACAAAUACUCAAGGAGCUCAGUCUGACAAUGAUCCUAACAAUACCACCAUAUUUGUUGGCGGCCUUGACCCCAAUGUCACUGAAGAUGCCUUGAAACAAGUGUUUGCUCCAUAUGGGGAAGUCGUCCAUGUCAAGAUCCCUGUUGGGAAGAGAUGUGGCUUUGUUCAGUAUGCUAACAGGCCUUCUGCUGAGCAAGCUCUGCAAUUGCUGCAAGGGACCUUGGUUGGUGGUCAGAACGUGAGGCUUUCAUGGGGACGAAGCCCUUCGAACAAACAAACUCAGCCUCAGGAAGCCACCCAGUGGGGUGCAGGUGCUGCUGCCGGUGCUGCUGGUGGUUACUAUGCUGGAUAUGGACAAGGGUACGAGGCUUAUGGACAAGGGUAUGCACAGCCCCAAGACCCUAACAUGUAUGGUUAUGGAGCCUAUGCUGGUUAUCCAAACUACCAACAACCAGCAGCUGCACCUCAGCCGCCACCGCCACAACAGUGAGCCCUCCCCAUUGGGUCUUCCAGACAUGAGAUGAGAACCCCUGUUUGAAGGCGCUGUCGAGGCUAAUGUUGUAGCACCUGUCGAUAGAGAGAGAGAGGGUUCCUGGACUCCUGAUUUUGAUCGCCUCAUGGCAAGGUCUAUUUGGUCUAUUAUGCACUAUGUUAUGAGCAGCUGUUGUCCCAUUGUGAUCCUUCAAAUGUGUACUGGAAACUAUGUUUUGUUUUGCCGCAUGUCCUUGUCUACUGUCAUUUACCAUUGCCAUCUGCUGUUAAAUUAUUAUAUAACUAUUGUACCGUUUGCUUCC
Hordeum vulgare subsp. vulgare (domesticated barley) is the source of this 1718-nucleotide messenger RNA. Its product is annotated as RNA-binding protein L-like. Gene Ontology annotation, molecular function: mRNA binding. The transcript is spliced from 7 exons. Lineage: Eukaryota; Viridiplantae; Streptophyta; Magnoliopsida; Poales; Poaceae. The record is from RefSeq and is a predicted model, not a curated record. Gene Ontology annotation, cellular component: cytosol. Bases 104 to 1414 code for a protein of 436 amino acids.